AUGGAUCGGAAGAGCUGGAUCAUGUGGUUAAUCGUCUUGGCGGUGGUCGGACUACUCCUCGCAGUGGCUAUACCCUUCUUUACCAAGAGCAGCUCUAAACCAUUGGACGAUUCUUCUUCUUCGAAGUCAGAAUCAUCAAUGGAGCAGCAACAAACAUCCACGGCUCCUUCCUCGUCGUCGAUGGAGUAUGAGGGCUUCUUGAGCUUUAGAGGCCCUGAUGUCCGUAACAACUUUGGGGAUUUUCUCUAUACAUCCCAGUUCAGCAGCUUGGCAUGGCUAUGA
Linum trigynum is the source of this 282-nucleotide messenger RNA. NCBI's taxonomy places the organism in Eukaryota, Viridiplantae, Streptophyta, Magnoliopsida, Malpighiales, Linaceae. The record is from the annotation of a GenBank genome assembly.